CCACUUAUCGGGCUGUUCCCAUAGCCCGUUUCAAGAGAAGAGCUUCGCCUUUUCUUGAACUUGGCUCAGUUUUCCCAAUCAACCUCCAGAAGAGUGCCUCGCCAGAAGAGCAGAAAUGAAGAACUCGAUUCCAUCUGAUGUGUGGGAGAGGAAGAAGGCCCUUAUCGCUCAGCUGUACAAGGAUGAGGAGUGGCCGUUAAAGCAGGUGAUUAAGAAGAUCCGUUCCGACGACUUCAAUCCAAGUGAAACCCAGUUGCGGAGCAGAUUAAAGAAAUGGCGGGUCACCAAGCCUUCCCGCCAAACCCGCAAGAAGUCGAACGAUAGUCAACAGGAGGGGUCCGGCGAUGACAGUGGCCGUGAGGGCGGCUCUCCCAAGCAUCAAGCUGCCAUUUUCUCUCCCAAGUCUCAUGCGACUGCAACGGAUCUUUCUGUGUCCGAAUCAGAUUGGUUCAUGAAUGGGUCUUUUGCACCACCAGGAGAGCUGCCGGUCACAGUUCCCCUCGAUCACGCCUGGGCCCCUGUACUGGCGCAACGAUCACCAUUGAACCAGCCUAACAAGCACAGGGAUCCUUCUCAUGCUUCGACGACUUCGCCCUUGCUCGAAGAUGUGAUGGUCAAUCCGACUGCGAGUUUGGCACCCACCUUCCAGGAACAUGCUUAUGGCUUCACCACCGAGUCUUGCAUGCAAACACCCGUGUCAUCCUCGGCCCCAGCUGCUCCAAUUCAAUGGUCAAUCCCUCAAUGGUAUUCGAUGCCUAUGGCGCCUGGCGCCCAAUCCCCCCCGAUGCCUUUCUAUAGCUCAGCACCGUUGAGUCCUCCGAUCGACCCUGCUAUGCACCUGAUGUCUCCUCCCGGGCCACAGCGGGUAUUUACACCACAAACGCCACCGACAGCCAAUAUCUCAAGACAGCAGUUGUCUGACUUACACGACGAUGGCGCGCAAUUAUGGAAGCGUACCAUGUCUGCUCCUUAUGUCCAGGAUACCGCUGGCGGUCAUCCGAGACUGGAACAGAAGGGCAUGCAGUCGACAGCAUUGGAUAGAAAGGCAUCACUCCCUUCCAAGACCACAAGUCAGCAUAACAUGGGCUUAAUGACCCCUCCGCCCUCGUUCUUCCCUCACGGGCAGCAUUCUGCGAUGUGUGCACCUAUCUAUACCUAUCCGGGGACUGAGACUCUUGUUCAUCGACCACCCAGUAUCGACUUCUAAGAUAUUUGGGCUGUGGUCAAGGUCUCAUCUCAUUCGAGUUCCGAAUGACUUUUGGUGAUCUUUCCUAUUCCGUGCGGCUUCGCGCAUUGGAGUCGCACGUUGUGUCUUCAUGGUUACGUUACUCUCUUCUGUUCUGCUGCCCUGUUUUUCUGCCUUG
Molecule: messenger RNA, 1364 nt
Organism: Aspergillus brunneoviolaceus CBS 621.78
Lineage: Eukaryota; Fungi; Ascomycota; Eurotiomycetes; Eurotiales; Aspergillaceae
Exons: 2
Coding region: 116-1207 (363 amino acids)
Source: RefSeq, a predicted model, not a curated record